Messenger RNA from Chaetura pelagica (chimney swift), 3099 nucleotides. RefSeq names its product diacylglycerol lipase, alpha (gene DAGLA). The record is from RefSeq and is a predicted model, not a curated record. Bases 1 to 3099 code for a protein of 1032 amino acids. Gene Ontology annotation, cellular component: postsynaptic membrane; dendrite membrane. The transcript is spliced from 19 exons. NCBI's taxonomy places the organism in Eukaryota, Metazoa, Chordata, Aves, Apodiformes, Apodidae. Gene Ontology annotation, biological process: lipid metabolic process.
AUGCCAGGGAUUGUUGUGUUCCGCCGGCGCUGGUCUGUGGGCAGUGAUGACCUGGUUUUGCCAGCAGUCUUCCUCUUCCUCCUGCACACCACCUGGUUUGUGAUCCUCUCUGUGGUGCUCUUUGGGCUGGUGUACAACCCCAACGAGACCUGCUCGCUUAACCUGGUGGACCACGGCAGAGGUUACCUGGGCAUCCUGCUCAGCUGUAUGAUCGCAGAGGUGGCAAUCAUCUGGCUCAGCAUGAGGGGCAGCAUCCUGUACACAGAGCCCCGGGACUCCAUGCAGUAUGUGCUCUAUGUCAGACUGGCUAUCUUGCUGAUUGAAUUUGUCUAUGCCAUUGUGGGCAUUGUCUGGCUGACACAGUACUAUGCUUCCUGCAACGACAUCACAGCCAAGAGUGUCACUUUGGGAAUGGUGGUGUGCAACUGGGUUGUCAUCCUGAGUGUCUGCAUCACUGUCCUGUGUGUCUUUGACCCGACGGGCAGGACCUUUGUCAAGCUGAGGGCCACCAAGCGGCGGCAGCGCAACCUGAGGACCUACAACCUGCGGCACAGGCUGGAGGAGGGCCAGGCCAGCAGCUGGACACGCCGCCUCAAGGUCUUCCUCUGCUGCACCCGCACAAAGGACUCCCAGUCGGAUGCCUACUCUGAGAUUGCCUACCUUUUUGCUGAGUUUUUCCGAGACCUUGACAUUGUCCCCUCUGACAUCAUCGCCGGGCUGGUCCUCCUGCGGCAGCGGCAGCGGGCGAAGCGCAACGCCGUGCUGGACGAGGCAAACAAUGACAUUUUAGCUUUUCUGUCUGGGAUGCCAGUGACCAGGAACACCAAGUAUCUGGAUCUGAAAAACACGCAAGAGAUGCAGCGGUACAAAGAGGUGUGUUACUACAUGCUGUUUGCCCUGGCUGCCUAUGGCUGGCCCAUUUACCUGAUGAGGAAUCCCACAUGUGGACUCUGUCGCCUGGCCAGAUCCUGCUCGUGUUGCUGUCUGUGCCCCUCCCGUCCCCGUUACGCUCCCAGUGUCACCAUAGAAGAGGACAACUGCUGUGGCUGCAACGCCAUCGCCAUCCGGCGCCACUUCCUGGACGAGAACAUGACCUCGGUGGACAUUGUCUACACCUCCUGCCACGACGCUGUUUAUGAAACACCUUUCUAUGUGGCUGUGGACCAUGAGAAGAAGAAAGUGGUCAUUAGCAUCCGAGGAACUCUGUCUCCAAAAGAUGCCCUGACUGACCUGACUGGGGAUGCAGAGCGUCUUCCCGUGGAGGGUCACCAUGGGACAUGGCUGGGACACAAGGGAAUGGUGCUCUCUGCUGAGUACAUCAAGAAGAAACUGGAGCAAGAAAUGGUGCUUUCUCAAGCUUUUGGAAGAGACUUAGGGAGAGGAACAAAACACUACGGCCUGAUUGUGGUGGGUCACUCCCUGGGGGCUGGCACAGCUGCCAUCCUGUCCUUCCUCUUGCGCCCCCAGUACCCAUCACUGAAGUGCUUUGCCUAUUCUCCCCCAGGUGGGCUGCUCAGUGAGGAUGCCAUGGAGUAUUCAAAAGAGUUUGUGACUGCAGUCGUGCUUGGCAAAGAUCUAGUGCCCAGGAUUGGUCUCUCCCAGCUGGAGGGAUUUCGCCGGCAGCUUCUGGAUGUUCUUCAGAGAAGUAACAAGCCAAAGUGGCGAAUCAUUGUGGGUGCUACCAAGUGUAUCCCCAAGUCUGAGCUCCCCGAGGAGACGGAGGAGAAUUCGGUGACGAGUAACAGGCUGUGGACCCACCCCAGUGACCUGACCAUUGCCCUGUCAGCCAGCACCCCCCUGUACCCCCCUGGUCGGAUCAUCCACGUGGUGCACAACCACCCUGCAGAGCAGUGCUGUUGCUGUGAGCAAGAGGAUCCCACUUACUUUGCUAUCUGGGGUGACAAUAAGGCUUUCAAUGAAGUGAUCAUCUCCCCAGCCAUGCUGCACGAGCACCUCCCCUACGUGGUCAUGGAAGGGCUCAACAAGGUCUUGGAGAACUACAACAAAGGGAAAACAGCUUUGCUGUCUGCAGCCAAAGUGAUGGUGAGUCCUACAGAAGUGGAUCUCACCCCAGAGUUGAUCUUCCAGAGCCAGCCCUUGCCCAGUGGACCCUCAGUGCAGCUUGGAACUGGAGCCAUAACAGCAGACAGAAGGAACAGCAGCACUAAGAGCAAGUCCCAUUCUGAAAUCAGCUUGGAGGGCUUUUAUGAGACCAAGCCCCUUUCCCCUGUGCAGAAGGACCCCGUGGAGCUGCUCCUGCUGGACACCAAGGAGCGGCUGUCAGUGGAGAUGCAGGACCGGCGGGCCCCUCUGGCCACCAUGGAGAGCCUCUCAGACAACGAAUCCAUCUACAGCUUCGACUCCAGACGUUCCUCUGGCUUCCGGAGCAUCCGGGGCUCCCCCAGUCUCCACGCUGUCAUGGAGAAGGAUGAGACCCACUGCUUUUAUAUAGACCCUGCUAUCCCUGAGGAGAACCCCUCCCUCAGCUCGCGGACAGAGCUGCUGGCUGCUGACAGCCUCUCCAAGCACUCCCAGGAGACCCAGCCCCCUGACAACGUCCUCAAUAGUGGUGGCACCACCCCCCGGCGCCGCUGCAGUGAGGAGGGGGCCAGCAGUGAGGGGGGGGACAGGGUGUCCUUAGCCCCUCGGGAGGAGCUGGCCCUCCAGAACGGGCGCCUCGCCGACGUCCCCAGUCCCCAGGUGCUGGAGUUUGCCGAGUUCAUAGACAGCCUCUUUAACCUGGACAGCAAAAGCAGCUCUUUCCAGGACAUCUACUGCAUGAUGGUGUCAGACAGCUCCAGUGACUUCGCAGAGAUGCCCAAGUCUGUCAGCGACCAGGAGAUCCUGCUGAGGGCACAGUAUGAACCCAACCUCGUCCCCAAGCCCCCCAGGUUGUUCGCAGGCUCAACGGAUCCUUCGUCGGGCAUCUCUGUCUCACCCUCCUUCCCCCUCAGUUCAUCUGGAGAACUCAUGGACAUCAGUCCCACAGGUGUGAGCAGCCAGGAGUGCCUGGCCACGGAGAAAAUCCGGACUUCCAGCCCCUCUGGGCACGUAACCAGCCCUGCCAAGCAGGACGACCUCAUGAUUUCAGCCCUCUAG